Cladocopium goreaui is the source of this 1656-nucleotide messenger RNA. The record is from the annotation of a GenBank genome assembly. Lineage: Eukaryota; Dinophyceae; Suessiales; Symbiodiniaceae.
AUGGAGUAUUGUACGCAUGACAUCCCGAAAAAAAAAACCAAACAACCAUCCAUUGAAGUAACAACCCCAGGAGCAUGUUGUCCCCUCGCAGGUGCUGGAAGCAAAUCUGGCGUGGUGGAUGAUGUCUUGAAGACAUAUGUUGAUUCUUGUGCUACAGCUGCUGUGAAGCAGGCUUGGAAUUCUGGCAGAAUGGCGCGGUGGUCCAAGGACAAGGUGGCAGUUGACCAACUGGGCCAAGUUCACCAGAAACGUUCAUCGAACAAAGGUGAAAUACAACAGAAAGCGGUUCCAGAAGAAGAAGUGGAAACGGAUGAAUCCCAGUGGUACCAGUACACACCCAAUGCUGCAAAUUUGGGACAUGGCCAGUUUGGAGACUCUCUGGAGAUGUGCGUCCCGUGUUUGCUGCACGGGGAUGAAGGUGUUGGGCACCGACGAAAGCCAGUGAUGCAAAUGCUUUGGGGGCCUUUGUUGAGAGUAGGGCUGGGAGCCAUCCACCGGUUGUUUUUCAUCACAUGCUGCCCCCACAAGUACUACUCCAAGUACAACCAGGGAACUGCUGCUGGGAACCCAGUGUUGGACAGGUUGAUGGUGGAAUGCGGGCGUUCAGCUGCGAGAGCCUACUACACUGGGAUUGAGACCUCGCAUGGGCGAUUCCACCUGGUGUUUCUGGGCCUUGCUGGUGAUCAUCCCUUUCAAGUCAAAGUGUCUCAUUCUUUGAGAUCUCACUUGAGGGUUGAUAUCUGCCCGUGGUGUGAAGCCAACAUCCGCGAAGAUGUUCCAUUUGAAGACUUUUCGCUUGGAGCGACAUGGCGCCAGACUGUGUUUCAGUCGGUCCCUUGGGCACCAGGUACUCAACCGCCAAUGGUCUUGAUUCCAGGCGGUGACCACCCUGGCUUCUUGAAGUGGGACCUGAUGCAUAUGAUUCCACACGGAUGUGCCAGAAAUUUCUGCGCGAGCAUUACUUGCAUGCUUUGUGGCCCAAUGCAGAUGUUUGCGGCUCCGCCUGGUCCUGACAAGAAAAAGGAACGAUGUCUAGAUGCUGCCUAUGAGCACUUUGGAGCUUGGUUGGCUUGCACUGGUCAAAGUGUUCGAGAUUUGAAAGAAUUCAGCCCAGAGAACUUGCAAUGGAUCAACAACAGGGACUUCCCAGAUUCAAACUGCAAAGCUGCUGAUACUACGUUGUGGGUCAAGUGGCUUCUAGAUUUCCUUGGGACAAUGCCCUGGGAAUGGCAGGAGCCUUUAGAUCAUGCGUAUGAAGGCUUGCUCGCUUUGGAUCAAUUCCUCCGUUUGUGCUACGAUGGCAAUGACCGCCUUUUUUUUGGGCCUGAGCAACAACAAGCUGGAUCUGAGAAACUGUUGCGCUUUUUGCGCGCAUAUGAAUCUCUGGCGUUCUAUUGGUUUCAGCGUGGCUGGUGCCUGUUUGGCUUCACCCCAAAAUGCCACUUCUCUGCGCACUGGCAUGAAGAAUUAUUUAAUGCUGUGCGGCUGAAGAAGAAGUGGGCUUGGAACCCUGGCGCAUUUUCGACGCCAAUGAUGGAAGACUUUGUUGGCUUGUGCUCACGUAUGUCAAGAUCUGUGCAUGCUGGCACAGUUCCCAUUAGUACCAUUAGGAAAUACCUGGUGGAAGUUCUGCGGCAUUGGGCAGACGCGGAGUAA